AACGUAUUUUAUAGAAAUUAGUGUUAUCACAUUUUCAAUUUUUGAGAUAUUUCUCGAAAAACUUCGAUAUUUAGAUAAGGAAAGCUAAUUAUAAACUUUUUCAACAUGUCACUUAACUUAUUUUACAUUCAUUUUUGGAUUUUAAUUCCAAAACGCAAACCGCUCGUUUCAGAUGGAUGCAUUCUGAUGCAACUUUCUGAAGGUUGAUUGUAUCCUCACUUUUAUAAUUUUUACCUCGUUUCAAAACACACAAUCAAUCUCCUGAACACGCGAAGCGCGCGUCCGUGGAAGUACGCCUUAAUAAUCUCGAUCGAAACGAUUCAUAUCGCUUCAAUAGAGAUCGCCAAUCAAAUGACCAUGUAUCUGUUGAUUGGUCAUCUUGCACAGAUCGUCGCGGCUUUGAAUUUAAAGCCCAUUAUCCAAUUGCAUUCCUCGCCGUUCCUCGCCCGCCUCGUUAACUUUUUUUUUUUUCUUCGAGUGCAUCCAUUUCCAUUAGCCCCUCUCCGAAAUGUUGCGAUAGACAUGUCGCACUUUACAUUAUCUUUAUAUCACAUCUAUUCGUCGAAGCGAAAUUUAUAAGAAAUUGUCUCCUCGGAAAAUCGCUAGCGAGAGGAGGACGACACGUAUCGCUCUGUCUCACUCGAUCGCGCACGUGUGCGUGCGUGCGCCACCACGGUGACAGAUGCCGUAAUGACGUCGUGGGCGUGUGUGUGACACAUGUGCGGUGCCGCGGCGGCGUUUUGCGUUCUCCCGAGGGUCCCGACGAUCCUCCUCUCGGAAUCUCGCCAUCCCACUCGACAUAGCGUCGCUUCGCUCCGGUUCCCCGGUCAGUCUCGUUUUCCUUCGGCUCUCCCCUUUUAUCUUCCUUCUUAACUUUGCUCCUCGCGAGAUCCUGCGCGGGCGAAUUCCGUGCAAAUGAGCGUGUGUUAACGCGCGGCGGGCCCGCGCUACGAGCGAUAACGUCGCAUUGGAUUACGCUGAGUUCGGAACGUUGGAUGUGACAAUCUCUCUUCGCCCUCUUUCGACAAUGGAGGACCCCACGGAGGCACAAAAGUGGCAGCAACAUCUGUCCUUGCUGCGAGAGCAAUAUGUCAAUUUGUACAACGCGAAUGCAGAACUACAAAGGGAGUAUGCUGUCGCCACAGCUGAGAAACAGGAGGGUGGAUUUGUCGGCAGACUCCUAGCCACAGUGGCAUCCUUGUACUGUCAGCAUCGUUACAGUGAUAUAAGCAUAAAACUGAUCGAUCAAGAGAUACCGGCGCACAAAUUUGUGCUAUCUGCCAGAACUGAUUUCUUCAACGACGCAGCUCUUGUCGAAAAGACUGUUUUAGAUUGGAGCAAUUUAAGCAGUACUGUGGCGUUAGUGCUAUUGAAAUGGAUUUACACGGGCAAAGUAUCUCAGGAACACUUAACCCUGGAUCUAAUGAAAGCAGCGGCUAGUUUCCAAUUGUCGGAGCUGGUAGAUCAAUGCGAAAGAUACUUGAUUGGAACAGUAGGCUUGAAGAAUUGUGUAGGAUUAUAUUCAGCUGCCGAGGAACUGGGCACUCUAAAGUUAAAAGAGCACUGUAGUUCCUUAAUUUCGGCGCAUUGGGAAGAUCUGACAGGCGAGGAUUUCAAGGAGAUGCCAGGUUCUUUGCUGUACAAGUUGCUGCAGACUAAGAGUAAAUAUCCUUUGCAUGCAGCAGUACGCUUGAUGCGCGAAGAUGUCGUGUUUCUAUACUUAGUGGAACAUAACGCCGAGCUUCCGAAGGCAGUCAAUGCUGUGGAUCACAAGGGAGAAACAGCUUUAGAGGUUGCUCUAAAAACUCGCCAGCCAUCUCUGGCACGCACCCUGGUCGAGCACGGGGCAGAUCUGAGCGCAAAAGAUGCAAGGGGUCUUUCUCUUCUUCAUUCGGCUAUUUUGAAAGGAGACUCUUACUCGUCCGAAUUUAUAAUCGAGCAACUGGAGAACAAUGGUAGCAUGCAAAAAUUGUGCGAGGCUGUGAAAAUUGUCGAGGGUGCGAGAAACGCGGCUGACCUCAAGCAACUGGAGGGCUGUACCGCUUUGCAUCUAGUGGCGAAACACAAUACGGAAAACAUGCUGGCAGUCGGAUCGAGAUUACUCCAAGCAGGGAUUGAUCCGAAUUUGCAAGAUCGUAGAGGAUGGACUGCCCUUCACAGCUGUAUCUCGGAGAAAAACGAGAUGUUGUUUAAUCUGCUGCUCGAGGCGAAAGGUAUAGAUGUGGAUCAAAUCACGAACGAAGACGAUACGCCAUUGUGUUUCGCGAUGAAGACGGAACCCUUCAACGAAUAUUUUGCGUCGAAACUGUUGGCCAAGGGCGCUAUAGCGAAUCCAACAUAUGAUGCCACUGGGGACACGUUGCUUCAUAUCUUAACGCGAGAACGCAGAGAAGGGGCGGCAUUAUUCUUAGUAGAAUAUUGCAAUAAUAAUUUAAUGAAAACUAACAACGAAGGUUUUACGAUACUGCACGAAGCAUGCAGGGUUGGCUUAAAGGAUCUGACUCGUGCUUUACUGAAAAACGGACUGUCGACCGAUAUCGUUACUCUUUCCACUGGCGACGCGCCGAUUCAUUUCGCCAUUUCGAAUUUAUAUACCGACAUAGUCGUCGAAUUACUAGAUGCCGCGAGCUUAGAUUCACAAUUAUCUAUUAAAAACAAUGCAAACGAGACACCUCUAAGCUUAGCUAUAAAAGCACCGUUCAAAAAAGGCAAGGAUAUUGUGCUGGCUCUAAUAAAAGCCGGAGCUGACGUGAACGAGCGCAAUGAAGAAGGCCUGACGCUUUUGCACCAAGCGAUCUUGAAAGAGGAUUCGGCUACGGCGAUAUUUCUGUUAGAAAAUGGAGCUGAUAUGAAUGCAAAAACAGCCAAUGGAGAAACGCCGUUGCAAUUGUGCGUGCAUUGUAGAUUGGGUGAGGUAGUGGAAGCUCUUUGUAGACGCGGCGUAGACACUUCGAUAGGAUGUCCGUUGUGGGAUGCUUUAGAUUCGGAUCAAGAAGAUACUGCAUCGAUCUUGGUUAAACACGGCGCGGACACCGAUUGUUGGGGUCCGGGUCCCGAUGGUUGUCAACAAACGCUGUUACACAGAGCCAUCGAUGACAACAAGGAGGAUAUUGCACAGUUUCUGAUUAGAAGUGGAUGUGACUUGAAUGCUCCAAGACGACCUGGUCCAGAUGGUGCUGGUGGAGAUGAGGCGAGAGACGAGUGCACGCCAUUACAUUUGUGUUGCCAAUGGGGACUGGAACAAGUUGUUCAAACGCUCAUCGAGCAUGGAGCCGAUGUGAAUGCUCGUGACGCGGAAGGAAAGACUCCAGUACAUGUGGCGAUACAAAAUCAACAUUCGCAGAUUAUUUCUCUUCUGUUAUGUCAUCCAAAUAUAGAUCUGAAUAAGAGGGAUAAGAAAGGACUGACGCCGUUCGCAACUGCCCUAACAGUUCGCAACAACAAAGCUGCACAAGCAAUAUUAGAGAGAUUACCUAAAGCCGCCGAACAAUACGACAAUAAAGGCAGGAACUUCUUGCAUACUGCCAUACAGAAGGGUGAUAUGGAGAGCAUUCUAUUUUUAUUGUCGAUACAAGUAGAUGUAAAUUCAAGAAUACACGAUGUUACGCAGACACCUCCUCUACAUCUCGCCGCCAUAUCGGGGAACGAGAUGUUGGUGCGAAGUUUGAUUCUGGCGGGUGCUCGCGUCAAUGAUACGGAUGCAAAUAGGAACACUGCGUUGCACGUGGCGGCCAAAGCGGGUCAUGCCCCUGUUGUCUCUGCAUUAUUGCAAAAUAACAUUAAUUUUGAUGCGGUAAAUGCGGAUGGCGACAAUGCGUUGCACGUAGCCGUAAGAGAAGGACAUGUAUCGGUAGUGCGAACGUUGUUAACCGAGUGUACACUGGACGCGGAAGCAGUGAAUCUCAAAGGUCGUAAUCCUCUACACGAGCUAGCUAGAUGCGCGAGGGACAACGCUGCAACGAUAUGCGAUCUGUUUUUAGAAUGCAUGUCACAGUAUCCAGUCAAUAAUGCAGAUUUGGAUGGAAAUACACCACUGUUAAUCGCGUAUAUGAAGGGUAAUGGAAAUCUUUGUAGAACGCUAGUGAAAGCCGGAGCAUGCUUAGGUUCGAUGAAUAAGGAUGGAAUUACAAUCUUCAACUAUCAAGUAGCGACGAAACAGUUAUUGUACAGACUAUUAGAUUCUUUAACACAAGAAGCGCCAUGGUCCGAUAAGGAUUGCUGUUUAGAAUGCGGAACAAAAUUCUCUCUCACAAUGCGCAAACAUCAUUGCCGACAUUGCGGACGAAUCUUGUGCAGCAAGUGUUCUGGUCAGGAUGUACCAAUCUUGAAAUUUGGUUUAAACAAACCAGUACGUGUAUGCAAUGUAUGCUUUGAUGUGUUAUUGGGUACUGGUUCUCUUCAACCAUCAUAGUUGAAAUAAGAAUUUUUAUAUAUAUAUAUAUGACAAUUAAUGAAAAGAGAAAAAGAGAAAUAGAUCAUUUCAAUGUUUUUUUUAUAUGAAAAAAAGAAAUGCGAACUGAAUCGAAAGUCUAUGUGUAAUUGUAUGUCAUUGAUAUUUUAUGUAUCCUAUUGUAUACACAUUGUUCAGAUUUGUUAAAAACUAUCUCAAAAAGUUGAAAUACAGAUGAAAAAAAA
Molecule: messenger RNA, 4635 nt
Organism: Pogonomyrmex barbatus (red harvester ant)
Lineage: Eukaryota; Metazoa; Arthropoda; Insecta; Hymenoptera; Formicidae
Product: ankyrin repeat and FYVE domain-containing protein 1
Molecular function (GO): metal ion binding; protein binding
Source: RefSeq, a predicted model, not a curated record